Molecule: messenger RNA, 1503 nt
Organism: Cottoperca gobio
Lineage: Eukaryota; Metazoa; Chordata; Actinopteri; Perciformes; Bovichtidae
Gene: cd79b
Product: CD79b molecule, immunoglobulin-associated beta
Exons: 4
Coding region: 415-1065 (216 amino acids)
Biological process (GO): B cell receptor signaling pathway; B cell differentiation
Cellular component (GO): B cell receptor complex; external side of plasma membrane
Source: RefSeq, a predicted model, not a curated record
GGCACGGACAGGCGUGCUAUUUUGUGAAAGAAAACAUACAGAGACGUCGUAUAGUGGCCGCUAGCAAACGUGGCCAUGCUGUUGUGUGGAUUUUGAUGCGCCUCAAUAGCGCAUGCGCUAACCAAAGUGUCUAUUGCCGAAGUAAAUCAGGGCGGACCGGGUUGUUGCAGUUUUCUACAGAAUCGCUGAUCCACAUAACUUCACACGUGGCAUUGUACUCUCUCGGGUCCUCAGCAACACACACACCAAGCUUGAAGUAUAUUGGUCUGAGGGUUGGCAAGAUCGAAACUCACACACACACACACACACACACACACACACAUAGACUCCUGUCAUGAUAGUAUGACGUCAAGCCAGCAUCCCAUUGGAGGCACACAGUGUACUUAUCAACUGAUUAUCAAAUGAUCUACAUACAUGUGUAAGAUUUGCAGUUACUGCUGCUUUUACUGUCACAAUGUCCCUCAACCUUCUUUUGUCUGCUCAGUGGCCAUAAACCCUGUCGUGCCCAUCACCCAGAAGCCCCGGUUCUAUGGUGUGGAAACCAAACGCAAUGUGGGCAUUUACUGUCUGUGCUCCACGAAACUCCAGCCAGCCAGGGCCGAGUGGUACAAGGUCGAUAAGUACGACGUCGAUUAUCAAAUCAAAAGCCAGAUAAAGGAAGGAAAAAAGUUUGUCUUUCACAACAUCAGCCAGAACCAAAACAUCUUUCUCUUCAUCCGUGAUGUGCGCGUAGAAGACAGCGGAGUGUACUUCUGCAAGAUAGGAAAUGAAUGGGGACCUGGGACUGCAGUUCAAGUAGCCAGACCCAUUGACGUUCCCCAGGCACUGUACAGGACCAAGAUGAAGGACGGUCUCAUUAUCCUCCAGGGCCUGGUGUUGGCUGUGUGUAUUGCUGCUGUACUGCUACGCAAACGGCAACUGUUGGAAAAGAGGGACAUUAUAUAUGAGGAGCCUGAAACUGAUCACAUCUAUGAGGGCUUGGCGAUCGAGACGUGUGGAGGAGAUCUGUACGAGGAACUCUCGCCGUACGCCGAGGCUGAAGGAACUGAGGCCCCAUGGGAGUGACUCACACACAGUUACACGUUCUUGAUUAUAGAAGUACAAAUGAUACAUUAUUAAGAGUCCUUAGAGGAGAUUUGACAUUUUGUUCUAGUAGGCUAAAUGUUUGUUUAUAAGUGUUCAACAACAUACCUUUUCUAAAACGCUUGCUAUAUGUUCAGUUUAUUUUUUGCUAUUUAGUAACGCUGGAGUGAAUUUAUCAGAUGUGAUUUGAAGUGUAAAUAAAUCAUUCUAAAAUGUAUUAUUAUUACAUUGGUGGUGCGUUAAGAGGCUUUUAUAAAUAUAAGAGGUGUAUUAUUUCAUAAAGACUUCUCUGACAUGAGAGUUUAAUAUCUGUUUUGUAAAUGUUACAGAAAUCUGUGUGCAUCAUUGAUUAUCUAAAAAAUCGGCAUGCCUUUUGUUUAUGUAACACAAAUAGAAAAAUAAUAAAAACCUUUCCAUGUG